Pochonia chlamydosporia 170 is the source of this 213-nucleotide messenger RNA. RefSeq lists its product as hypothetical. NCBI's taxonomy places the organism in Eukaryota, Fungi, Ascomycota, Sordariomycetes, Hypocreales, Clavicipitaceae. Bases 1 to 213 code for a protein of 70 amino acids. The record is from RefSeq and is a predicted model, not a curated record. The transcript has a single exon.
AUGAUUUGCAUGCCACGGAGAAUGGUGAGCUUGGCACAGCAAGCGCAGGCGCCGGACGACAGAAACUUCAAUGUGAGACACCCGGAGAGAAGAGACCUUCUCCAGCCUGUUCCAAAGGUUGCAGUGGAUCGAAGCGGCGAGUAUUCCGGAUGCUACUGUACAGUGUGGUCGAUAAAGUUUGUUGGAGGGGUCGCAAGGAUAAGGCAGAUGUAG